Molecule: messenger RNA, 4189 nt
Organism: Onychostoma macrolepis
Lineage: Eukaryota; Metazoa; Chordata; Actinopteri; Cypriniformes; Cyprinidae
Product: venom phosphodiesterase CdcPDE
Exons: 25
Coding region: 65-2653 (862 amino acids)
Biological process (GO): nucleoside triphosphate catabolic process
Molecular function (GO): nucleoside triphosphate diphosphatase activity; nucleic acid binding; metal ion binding
Source: RefSeq, a predicted model, not a curated record
CACACACACACACACACACCUGCAGAAGGUCUGAGUCUGUGUUUAGGUUCUUCUGGCCGUCGUCAUGGAGUUCAAGAGUAAGCAGAAGAAGAAGGUUCUUGUGAUCUCGGUGCUGCUGGCCGUGUGUGUGGUGGUGAUCAUUCUGGGUUUGGGUUUGGGUCUCGGUCUCCAGCUGCAGGACUGCAGGAAUAAAGACGCGUCGUUGUCCUGCAGGAAUCGUUGUUAUGAGCCGUUGGAUGUGGAUUCAGUGUCGUGUCGCUGUGAUAGUCAGUGUGUGGAGACUCACAGCUGCUGCUUUGACUAUAAAGACAUCUGUCUGCUGCCUACUGAGAGCUGGGAGUGCACUGCGCUGCGCUGCGGAGAGAGACGGAUGACCGACAGCAGGUGUCACUGCUCAGAGGACUGCUUGAGCUCUGGAGACUGCUGCUCCAACUACAACAGCGUCUGCAAGGGAGACACAGAGUGGGUUCAGGAUGAGUGUGUCGACAUGACCACUGCCAAAUGUCCCGCCAGUUUUAAGAGGCAGCCGCUGCUGUUGGUGUCUCUGGACGGUCUGAGAGCCGAGUAUCUGCAGUCGUGGCAUACGGUCGUACCAGUGCUGGACAAGAUCAGACGCUGCGGCACAUCAGCGCCCUUCAUGCAGGCUGUGUUCCCUAGUAAGACGUUCCCUAACCACUACUCUAUCGUCACAGGUCUGUACACCGAGUCACAUGGGCUGGUGGAUAAUAACAUGUACGACCCAGUGUUUGAUGCCUCCUUCAGUCUGUCCAACAGUGAGAAAAACAAUCCCAGAUGGUACCAGGGACAACCGAUCUGGAACACAGCCAUGUAUCAGGGGCUGAAGGCGGGAACGUUCUUCUGGCCAGGAUCUGAUGUGUCCAUUAAUGGGAGUUUCCCAGAUAUCUACAUGAAUUACGACGGGAAGGUCCCGUAUGAGGAGAGGAUCUUCAGUGUUCUGCGGUGGCUGCAGUUACCAGAGGACAGACGGCCAGAUUUCUUCACAGUCUACCUGGAGGAGCCGGAUAGUUCAGGACACAAUUAUGGACCCGUCAGCGGAGGGCUGAUCUUGGCUCUGCAGGGAGUGGACAGAGUCAUAGGUCAGCUGAUGAAUGGCCUCAAACAACUCAACCUUCAUCAGUGUGUCAACAUCAUCAUCGUUGCCGAUCAUGGCAUGGAGGAGACCAGCUGCGAGCGUAAAGAGGCUCUUCAGGAUUUUAUAGGUGAUGUCAAUCAUCUGUACGUCAAUGAGGGGCCAUUUGGACGAAUCAGAGCAAAAAACACAACACACACCUUGGAUGCUGUUGGACUCGUGGCAAAUAUGUCGUGUAAACGGCCGGAGCAGCAGAUCAAGCCGUACCUGAAACAUCACCUGCCCAAACGCUUCCAUUACGCAAACAACAGACGCAUCGAAGACGUCAGCAUCCUGGUGAACCCACGCUGGCUCUUUGAGAGGUAUCAGGGGUCUCUCACGUUCUGCUCAGGAGGAAAUCAUGGAUAUGAUAAUGACGUCUACAGCAUGCAGGCCUCGUUUCUCAGUUUAGGGCCAAAAUUCCACUUUCAGACGGAAGUGGAGCCGUUUUCCAACAUUGAAUUGUACAACCUCAUGUGUGAUGUGCUGGAAAUAACUCCGUUCCACAAUAACGGGACUCACGGGAGUCUGAACCACCUGCUGCGGACGGCCAUCUACAACCCCAGUCACCCGACAGAGCAGAGCGGCCCAGAGCAGUGUCCAGUCACCAGCCUGGAACCCACACACACACUGGGCUGCAACUGCACUGCACUGAAUGGAAGUGCCAUCAAUGCGCGUCUGAAUCUCACUGAUGCUGAAGUGGCGGAGAGUGAGAGGCGACACAUGUUGUUCGGCCGUCCGCGGGUUCUGCAGUCUGACGCUGAAUACUGUAUCCUGCAUCAACACGGAUUCAUCACGGCCUACAGCACACGCACACACACGCCAGUCUGGAGCUCCUUCACUCUGGACAAAACAGCUGAAAGUUCUCCGGUCGUCUCUGAUUGUCUCCGGGCAGACGUCAGGAUUUCAGCCAAUCAGAGCGCGACAUGUGACCAGUACAACAAUGCUGGCAACAUCACACAUGCCUUCCUUUUCCCACCCAAUCUGAACCGCUCAUCUGAAGAUCAGUUUGAUGCUCUGACACUUGGAAACGUGGUGCCUGUCUUCCCACAGUUCAACAGACUUUGGCAGUAUUUUCAGGAGGUUCUGCUGAUCAAAUAUGCAUCUCAGUAUAACGGUAUUAACGUGGUCGCUGGCCCAGUGUACGACUACAACUUUGACGGACACUUCGACUCUCCAGAGCAGAUCCAGGAGUUCGCUGCAGGUUCGUCUAUUCCUGUUCCCACUCAUUAUUUUGUGGUGGUGACGAGCUGUCAGAACGACACGCAGAUGGUGAGCGAUUGUUCUGGUGAACUUCAGACGGUUUCCUUCCUGCUGCCACACAGGAGCGACAACAUGGAGAGCUGUGCCGACGAUCAGCCAGAGUCGCAGUGGGCGGAGCCUCUCCUGUGGAUGCACCAAUCACGCGUCAGAGAUGUGGAGUGGAUCACCGGAUUGGACUUUUUCCAGGAUAGCAAGCGUCCAAUCGCUGAGCUCCUGCGCCUGAAGACCCGCCCCACUGCUGCCAUUCAUCCCAAAGCUUGAGUCUGAUUUGAUUUUGUGUUCAUGUAUUUAUUUAACCCUCAUAAUGCAUUCAGGUCCGUUUCGACCUGGAAUAUAUGUGUAAAAUUUAAAUUAAAAAAAAUAUAUGUAGAUUUUAGUAGGGGAAAGAAACUUUGCAAAUGCUUUUAGACGCUCAAAAUACACUUCAUUUAUUAUUUACAGAUUUUUUUACAGUUAUUUUUUCAGAAAUAAAAGAUGUUUCGUGUUCAGGUCGUUUUGACCCGAGUAUGUAUUAGAUGUCAAAAAUACUUUCCUUUUAAAUCCUUUUAAAAUAUAUUAAGCCUUUUCUCCAUAUCUCACACACUUUGGGGCUGAAUUUUGAAUUCAUGAACAUGAAUAUAUGCAUCUCUUGACCAACCAUUGCAGCAUUAAAAAAAAAACAAAAAAAAAAACAGAUUGCUCUUUUCAUCUGAAAGUAAAAGCUUAUGCUGGUAACAUCAAUUUUUUUUUUUUUUUAAAACUUCUCGGAGCAAUAUUUAUAUUGUUUUGAUGUUGUUUUGUUAAAAAAUAAAUAUGUAGGUUCAAAGGAAUUUAAUUAAAUUCCAUUCACUCCAAUGGGGUUAAUACUGGUAAUUCUCAGAUUAUGUGCUUUUAUAAAUUUCAUACAGUGAUAUAUUCAAAUUAAAUCUAUUAUUAAUAUUUAAAAAAAAAAUAGUUAGAUGUUUUUUUCAUAGUUUUUUUUUUUUUGUGUGUGUGUGUGUGAUUUAUGUGCAAUUUGAAAUUUCAAAGAAUUUCUCAAUUUUUUAAUUAAUAAAAAGGGGCACAUGCAGUAUGGUAACACAUUUUUCACAUUCACUCAUUAAUAAUGAUCAAUCAAAAAAAGGAUUUGCAAAACAGAAAAGUUCAAGUUCUUUAAAGUAUUUUGAUUUCUGCACUCGAUACUUGGUCGGGGCUCAUUUAGCACAAACUCCAGCAUCAGUGAGGCGUGGCAUGGAAGCGAUGAGUCUGUGGCUCUGCUGAGGCGUUGUUGAGCUGCUGAUCAGAGACAAUAUGGUUUUAGUUGCACAAUAUUAAGUUAUGACAUAUUUUGAUGAUAAUUCCUGUGGUCCAAACGAAUUGAGUGCAGAUUCCGAGUGCAUUGUGAGGUUCAUGUAUGAAUAAAUCUUCAGUGAUCUUAUUCUGAUUCACUGCAGUGACAGAGCAGCGCAGGUUUCAUACUGAACGCUGAAGAUGUGUCAUAAUCCUUACGCAUUAAAAUGACUUCAACGCAAAUUUCUUGAAAUUCUGUUUUAAUUCCAGUAUUUUUAACUGUGGUUUCCAGCACACUCGUGUGUUAAUGCAAGAGAUCAGACUGGGCUGCUGGGAAGCAUCAGCUGGUGUUCCUGGAUGUGUUUCCCAAACAAUCAUUACAUGCUCUCAAAUCAUCGUAUGACAGAAACACCAGUCUGGUCUGAUCCGGGUCAGUCUGUGUUUGAGAGGCUGGGCUCCUGUUGCUGCUUCUAACUGGUUUAUUUCUGUCGAUGCGUCCUGAACCAGAUCUUCUGCUCUGUGGAUUUGUACCCUACACUGAAAUAAACC